Messenger RNA from Diachasma alloeum, 1012 nucleotides. RefSeq lists its product as uncharacterized. The coding region runs from base 534 to 923 and encodes 129 amino acids. Lineage: Eukaryota; Metazoa; Arthropoda; Insecta; Hymenoptera; Braconidae. The transcript has 3 exons. The record is from RefSeq and is a predicted model, not a curated record.
CUAAUAAACAAAUCAAUCAAUCAAUCAAAUAGAUAAAUUAUUUGAUCUUAAGUGGAAAAAAAUGUCAACCUAUUUUUUUGUUCAACCGUUGAAAUUCGCUGAUUUCCUUUUUUAAUUAGGUGGAGUCCAGAGUAAUUAAUGGAGUUUGUUAUUAGAGGUUUACAUGUAGUUUUUAGUUGAUUGAAAGUAAUGGCAUGUGCUGUAAUUAAUUGCACGCAGCCUAGGGUCGAAUUGAAAAGUUAAAUUCCCUCUAUUGAAAUUCUUUUGAAUUUUCAUUUUUUUUGGAGGUCACCGGUUCCUGGAAGAACAAUCCGAUUAUUCCAGUGAUGACCACUGGAAUGAACUGUCGCUGGUGUCUGUCCAUGGCAUCAUGGAGGAUCUUGAAUGAGAGUUUUCGAUUUUGUCCAACGGUUUUCUGAGGAUUUCGACGGUUUCUGGGUUUAUUUGAGGCUUUUGUUUUGAUUAGAAAAUUUUUUUCGGCUCGUGAGGCCCUUGGGUUCGACAGGAGAUUGAAGGAUCCUCUGGGUGAUGAGAUGGAGGUUGAUGCAGAGCCUGAUCUGGAACAGCAAUGUGAUGAUGCAGUCUUCGAGCUGUGUGACACCAGAGAGAGAUAUCCCCAAAAAUGUGCCGAGGAGUUAGCUAAAACCUUACGACUGACAACACAAAUCAACAAAGCUCCAGUGAUAAUGAAGCCCUCAGGCCCCCUGAGACCCCUAGAAAUAACUGAUGAGCAACGAGAGCUCUUCCAGUCCAUCAUACCCAUCACAAAAGACCGGGCAGACGAUCAGAAAGCCUUGAAAACUGAUCUAGAAACAAUGUUGAAGACUGUCAAGGACUUGAAGACAGUCGUGGAGCAAGUGAGGAGCACAGAAGACUGUACUAUUGACAAUAUCCUCAAAAAAACAGAUAAAGAUCAACAUUGAUAAUACUCGAUGAUAAUUGAUUACUAAUUUUAAUUAAUCAAUAUUAAUAUGAUAAACAAUAAACUUAUUAUCAUUGAAUACGUGAUGAA